Molecule: messenger RNA, 1244 nt
Organism: Linum trigynum
Lineage: Eukaryota; Viridiplantae; Streptophyta; Magnoliopsida; Malpighiales; Linaceae
Source: the annotation of a GenBank genome assembly
CAUCCCCAUCAUAUUUUUAUAUUGAUAUUCGCUCAGCAUAGGUAGUUGAUUAUUAUACCACUUCGUUAACCACCGAAACCUUCAAUUUCAAAACUAAUGGGAUUACAACUAUACCAAUCCAUUAUUUAUAAUCAUAAAUUUACUAGUAGUGAAAGUAAAUUUAUGAGAAGUGGUUGGCAUUGCUCCAAAAGCAGUAUAUUUUGGGAAGUCGUCAUUUAUAUUCCAUUAUUUUAAUAUGACACUCGUAUUUAUAAGUUUCUAAUUCGUUAAAAAUUCACUAUUAUUAGUCAACAAGUUGCCUACUGGCGUAUUUUCGAGAAAAAAAAUGCUCUGGGUCGCUCUCCUCUUGCUCUUUGAGCUUGGUCGGAGAAUUGGCCGGAUCCUCUGCGCGGCGCUGCUGAUAAUGGUAAAAGUGAGCCUGCAGAAUCAAGGCUUUGAUGGAUUCAAGGAAAAGAAUGCGAACAGGCAUUCAGAAGGGUCGGUUUUUGACCCAAAUCGGAGGCUCGCCGGUGAACGGCAGGGUGUUAGUGCGCCUGGAAUGAGCAAUCCCCCAAGAAGAUCCAGGUUUUGGAUCGGAAAAAAAUGGAAGCUAGAUUGUUUCCGGGACAAAGUAAAUUGUGAGACGGGUAUAAUCAAACGUCCAAAAUUAUCAAAAAUGGAGGUUUGGCGUUUUUCGCUACCCUCGUCGUUCACCUUGGACGAUGAUGCAGAGGCUAACCCUCAGAGACCUCCUGUCCCAUUGGAUGACCAGAUGGUCACUGGGAAAACUUACCAGAGUGUUGGGGUUGAGCGGGGCCAUGUCUUGGUGAUGAUCGAGAAUAUCGACCGGAAAACUGAUACGGUCACGGAGGUCGAAACCCAGGGUGUUCCUGAUCAACGGCAACCCCCGAGGGCGACCGGGAAAGGGUGUCUUGCCCAGAAAUAUGCGAUGAUACGAUACUUUCCGGUGGCAGCUUGCCGGCGUUCUUGUCGCGGAGACGAUAACGAUCAGUCGGCGAGAUUCACGGAAGAAAAACCAAAAACGGAUUUCCAGGCUUUCAACUGCUGCCCGGAUUUGGUGGGAUUCUACCCCAUCUUCAGAUUAGUUGGAAGAAGAGUCCAGCUAUCACCCGACGUCCUAGUAGUGGACGUCUCUCCUAUUCCCGUGACCUAGUGGCGGUAGCCAGGAGCGGGUGGUUUCUGCAAACUCCCUCUUAUAUAAGCUCUGUUGAACCGCACAAGCGUGAUAAAUAGAAAGGCUCUGG